CUCAGUCUGGCAUCUCAAAAUAAGCACGCCUCAAUAAUCUUCAGAUUAGGCAAUACAUCUGAGAACUACCAUGCUCGUCUCACGGAUUCAAUUGUUGAAUCUUCAUUAAAUUCUUCUACUUUUAGUUGGUUUCAACUAAAUCUGCAGGUACAUUUCUUAAACAUCUUUUAUCUCAGCAAAAGAUGUGGAGAAGGGCACUGUCAUUGCACUCACUGAGACAAUUUUCUUCAACACCAGAAACUCCUCCAAUUCUCCAUUCCUUUCUCCAACCCUCCAUUUUUACCCUGAAAACAACAACAACCCAACAACCAAUUUUCAAAGAACCCACUCCUCAAACCCUAAAUUCAACGCCUAAAACCCUUGGGGCAGAUUGCAAAUCUUCCCUAGAAUCCAAUUUGCAAACCUCUCUUGACAAUCAGAAUACUGAUGAGGCAUGGAAAUCCUUCAAGAUCCUCACAAACAAUUCACAACUUCCAAGUAAGCAUCUUUCCAAUUGUCUCAUUACUCAUUUAUCUUCACUCAAAGAUGUUCAUAAUCUCAAGAGAGCUUUUGCUUCUGCUGUAUUUCUAUUGGAGAAGAACCCACAGUCAUUAACAUUUGAAACCAUUGAAACACUUUUGAAUGCCAUGAAAAUUGCAAGUACACCUGCUCCUGCAUUUGCUCUAGUAAAAUCCAUGUUCAAGAAUAGAUUUUUUAUUCCUUUUAGUCUCUGGGGUAAUGUUCUUGUUGAAAUUAGUAGGAAAAAUGGUAGCUUUGGUCCUUUUUUGAGGAUUUUUAAGGAGAAUUGUAAGAUUUCUGUGGUUGAGAAAUUGGAUUUUAUGAAGCCUGAUAUUGCUGGGUUCAACGCUGCUUUAGAAGGUUGUUGUUAUGAUCUUGAGUCUCUUGAUGAUGCUGAUAAGGUUUUCGAAAUAAUGUCAGUUUUGGGUGUGCGUCCUAAUGAAUCGAGCUUUAGGUUUCUUGCCUAUUUGUAUGCUCUGAAAGGGUGUCAUCAGAAGAAGAUGCAUGAGCUGGAGGUGUCGAUGGAUGAAUUUGGUUUUUCAUCCAAAGGGGUACUUUAUAGUAAUUUGAUUAGUGGGUACACUAAAUCUGGUAAUUUGGAAUCAGCUAUUGACGUUAUUUUGCGUGGAUUGAGAGAAACAGAUGGCAGAAGUUUGAAUUUUGGUGAAGAAACUUUCAGUGAGGUUGUCAAGGGUUUUCUUAGCGUUGGGAGUACUCGAAAUCUGACUAAAUUGAUCGCUGAAGCGCAAAAGCUCGAGUCUCCUUUGAAUGGGAUUCAAGAAUCUGUAGGUUUUGGUAUUUUGAAUGCUUGUGUCAAUCUAGGAUUAUUAGAUAAGGCUCAUUGCAUUCUUGAUGAAAUGAAGGCCGAAGGAGUUUCUGUUGCGGUUGGUGUUUAUGCUUCCAUUCUUAGGGCCUAUUGUAAAGAACAUAGGACGACUGAGGCUGCUCUUUUGGUCGCGGAAAUAACCUCUUCGGGGAUGCAGUUAGAUCCUAGUAGUUAUGACGCUCUAAUUGAAGCUUCCAUGACAAAUCAAGAUUUUCAAUCAGCAUUUUCUCUGUUUAGGGACAUGAGGGAAGUGGGAAUUUCUGAUUUGCAAGCUAGUUACUUGACUAUAAUGACUGGUUUAACAGAAAAUCACCGGCCUGAGUUAAUGGCAUCCUUCUUAGAUGAAGUUGUAGAGGAGCCACGUGUAAAAAUGGGAACCCAUGACUGGAAUUCUAUCAUACAUGCAUUCUGUAAGUUAGGACGGUUAGAGGAUGCCAAAAAGACUUUCAGAAGGAUGGCAUUUUUACGAUUUGAACCAAAUGAUCAAACAUAUCUGUCUCUCAUCAAUGGCUAUGUGGCGAAAGAGGAAUAUCUCAGUGUAAAGCAUCUGUGGAUGGAGCUGAGGAGUCAGGUUUCAAAGAGUGAAGACAAUAGGCUAAAAUUCGAUAACCACUUGGUUGAGGCUUUCUUGUAUGCUUUGAUUAAGGGUGGUUUCUUCGACGCAGUAAUGCAAGUCGUGGAUAAAACUCAGGAGAUGAGGAUUUUUGUGGAUAAGUGGAGAUACAAGCAAGUAUUCAUGGAAAUCCAAAAUAAGCUCAAAUUGAAGAAAUUGAGGAAGAGGAACUAUAGAAAAAUGGAAGCCCUUGUUGCCUUUAAGAACUGGGUUGGGAUUAGUACGCGAGGUUCCUAAAACUAUUGACUUUCUUUGCCGGUGCUUGAGAAAAUCUACAAGAUGAUGCGGGGAAUCAUUUUGGAGCAUCUACCCAGGAUAUCGAUGUUUGACUGGAGUUUCACAUUUUCUGAGAGAUCAGGUGUGCGGUGCCGUUGAGGGCUCACAUACCAGGGACAUGAUCGUAAAAAAUUUAAUUGUUGAACCGGAUGUGCUUCAAAUACCUCGGAUUUUACAGUCUUUAACUUAUGUAGUAGCAGAGGACUGGGAAAACAGAGCAUAUUUAUAUGAGAGUUCCUGGUAUUUAUGAGAUUAAAUAGGUAACCAAUUCAAAGAACAGCAAGUUGCCAACAAAGAUCAAACACAAAAGAAGGAUAAAUAGGUAAACAAUCCUGGAGUUAGGGAUUUAGGAAAGAAGGAUAUGAGUUGCGCAACUGUAAAUGAAGGGGUCAGAUGCUGGAGAAUCAUUUGUGCUUUGUAUGCCUAAUGAUCCUUGUCAUACAAAUUCUAUCAAAGAAAUGGUAAGUGUGGGUGAUGGGAAUGAGAAUCCGAACUGUUUUAAUGUGUCAUAAUAUAGACUCAACGAGUAUUGAAUUUAGUGGACAUAUUGUGCUACUCUGGGACAUGAUGGUGCUGCUGCUUCACUUAGUGGAAGUCUGUGUCAGAUGACUCAGAUCUCACUUGAUAUUUUAGCUGCAAUAACGAUAUGGAACUUCUCGGUAAUGACCAUGAGGAGAAGGACCAUUGGACGUCUUUCAUAUUAAGGUAGAAGCUAACAUUCUAUUGGGUUUGUGUUAAGCGCAACAAUCUUUUGAUUGCUAUAUCUGUACAGAUGUAAGUAUGUUUUUGCUUCACUGCAGCUUCUUCUUAGAGGUCCUAAGAAUUCACGUGAAGCAGUUUGACGGAGCAUCUGGUGUCCCACACAGUCGGACAAGUGUUUAACAAUGCAAGGAUCAAAGUAUAUUUACCUGUUUGUUUUUCAAAUUUUGUUAGACAAGAAUUUACUAGAGAUGUUCAAUUCGAGAUCAUAAGUGAUUUUCUUUCAGAUUUUUAGGCGAUUAUUUUAAUUACUCGUUAAAAUCAAUUUACUUUAGUGCUUGUUGAUGCCUUGAUAGAAUAUUAUAGUGCGGAUAGGAAAUCUGUUGUCUGAUAUGGCUUGGAGCCUAAAGAAUAAUUACUCGUUAAAAUCAAUGUACUUUAGUGCUUGUUGAUGCCUUGAUAGAUGAAUAUUAUAGUACGGAUAGGAAAUCUGUUGUCUGAUAUCGUUUGGAGCCUAAAGAAUAAAUAACGGACCAUGUUUCGGUUGAAUAAAAUGGACGGUUUGUAUAAUGUUAAUAUUUUUCAGCUGAGAAUCGUGCCCUGGGGAAUAAAGUUUUGAUGUGCCUUUUUGAUGAUAAGAAUGGUUUCUCAUACCCACUGUCACUGAAUAUGAUGAUAUCGACGCCAUUUACAGAAUUUAUUCUUCACACAGGCUGACAG
Messenger RNA from Papaver somniferum (opium poppy), 3632 nucleotides. Its product is annotated as pentatricopeptide repeat-containing protein At1g69290-like. Lineage: Eukaryota; Viridiplantae; Streptophyta; Magnoliopsida; Ranunculales; Papaveraceae. Gene Ontology annotation, molecular function: protein binding. The transcript is spliced from 3 exons. The record is from RefSeq and is a predicted model, not a curated record. Bases 183 to 2174 code for a protein of 663 amino acids.